Messenger RNA from Striga hermonthica, 1599 nucleotides. Lineage: Eukaryota; Viridiplantae; Streptophyta; Magnoliopsida; Lamiales; Orobanchaceae. The record is from the annotation of a GenBank genome assembly.
AUGUCGAAAACCCUAACGACAAAACUGUAUCUGAAGCAGAGGUUAUACGGGCUGAAGAUGCAGGAGGGGACUGAUUUAGGGCAACAUGUGAAUAUCUUCAAUCAGGUUGUCACGGAUUUGGCUUCACUCGAAGUCAAGAUUGAAGAUGAAGACAAGGCGAUGAUUUUACUGUGUUCGUUACCUCCUUCUUACGAACAUAUGGUGACUACCCUUACAUAUGGGAAAGAAACGAUCAAGAAUGAGGAGAUUACUUCAGCGUUGUUGGCUCACAACCAGCGGAAACAGAAAUCUGGAGAGUCAUCUUCUCAAAGUGACAGUUUAUAUGUGAAGGGUAACCAGGAUCGUGGAAGGAAACAAGUGCGGGAUAAUUCAGGAAAUCGGAAUUUCAGAUCCAAGUCGCGAGACAAAUCGAAAGGAAGAAAAACUGUGACGUGUUAUAAGUGCAAGGAACAAGGGCACUUUAAACGGGAUUGCCCAAAGUGGAAGAAACAGACUGUUGAUAUGUCAUCCAAGUCUGCGAAUGUGGUACAAAAUGAGGAAUCCAAUUGCAGUGAUGGAGAUAUGUUAUCUAUUUCGACUACGAAGUAUGAUGAUGCUUGGAUUCUCGAUUCUGGAUGUUCAUAUCAUAUAACGCCUAACAGAGAGGGGUUUGCUACUUAUAAACCAGGCAACUCGGGUUCUGUUUUUCUUGGUGAUGAUAGAUGCUGCGGUAUUGUUGGUAUUGGAGAUGUCAAAAUCAGGAUAAAUGGUUUCAUUCCCAAGGCUGAUGAGGAUAGGGAAACCAUUAAGAUUGUGAAGGGUGCUUUGACUGUGAUGAAGGGGAGGAUCACUGCAGGGAACAUUUACAAACUGUUGGGGAAGUACAGUUGUGUGAAGGGAUACAAGUUUUGGGAUCCAGUUGAGAAGAAGACGGUGAUUAGUAGAGAUGCAGUUUUUUAUGAACAGUCUAUGUUGGGAUCAGAUGCAUAUAAGGUACAGGUGGAGUUGGAACAUGUGCCAGCAGUUCUUGAUAAGGGGGAGAGUUCGAGUUCUGCACCUGAUGAUGUUGAUCAUGAUGUUUCAGGCCCAACUGAUGUGCCAGAGAGCUACAAGUUAGCUCGGGAUAGAGUGAGGCGUACCAAUAUACAAGCUCCGGAAUUUGAGAUGAAGGAUUUAGGGGCUGCGAAGAAGAUUCUUGGGAUGGAGAUUCACAGGGAUAGAGGAUCAAAGAAGUUGUGGUUAUCUCAGAAGGGUUAUGUGGAGAAGGUGCUACAGAGGUUUGGGAUGAAUGAAGCAAAACCGGUCAGCACUCCAUUAGCAAACCACUUCAAGCUUUCUGCUGAUCAGUGCCCCAAGUCGGACAAGGAGACUCACGAUAUGGUGGAGAUACCUUAUGCCAGUGUUGUUGGAUGUCUGAUGUAUGCCAUGGUAUGUACUCGUCCUGAUUUAGCUCAUGCUGUUGGUCAAGUUUGCAAGUAUAUGUCAAGGCCAGGAGAAAAUCUGGUCGAACCGUUGGAGUCGCGAAGUGUUCACAAACGGAAUAAAUAUGGUUGGAGUCGGCGAGGUGUUCACGGAAGGAUAUGUGACCGCUCGGAGAAUUUCGAUCUUGUGGGACGGUAA